Zootermopsis nevadensis is the source of this 4195-nucleotide messenger RNA. RefSeq names its product lysophosphatidylcholine acyltransferase 3 protein nessy (gene nes). Lineage: Eukaryota; Metazoa; Arthropoda; Insecta; Blattodea; Termopsidae. Gene Ontology annotation, molecular function: 1-acylglycerophosphocholine O-acyltransferase activity; lysophospholipid acyltransferase activity. Gene Ontology annotation, cellular component: membrane. The record is from RefSeq and is a predicted model, not a curated record. Gene Ontology annotation, biological process: phosphatidylcholine biosynthetic process; lipid modification.
AGACAAGUAUAACAGCGUGUAGACAUAUUUAAUGUGUAGUGAUGGUUGUUAUUCGUUUCUGACGAGAAACGUGGUUUAUGAUAUGGCCGUGUUUUUUGUGUAAAAUACAUUUUCGUUGCUUGUUGAGUCUGAAAUUUGAAAUACCGCUUCAAUCAAUCUCGUACUCGGCAUUUUUCUUAUUUUAAAAUCAAACAUGGAUGGUGCGAGUAUGUCGAGAGGUACGUUAUUAAGCCAGUUGGCAUACUCACUAGGAGCCCCGGAGCCAGCACUGCGUUUGUUGGUGUCAGUUUUAAUAGGAUAUCCACUAGCUAUAAUACAUAGGCACACAUUAUAUGGACACCUACUUCAAUAUCAACAUCUCUUUUUUGUAGUGAGUGGUUUAAGCAUUGGAUACUUCAAUUAUGGUUGGGAAGUUUUACACUCAGUUGCUUCUGUGCUGGUUGUAUAUGGUGUCUUGAAAAUCAUUGGUGGUACUUUAAUCUCUGUCAUAUGCAUCUUUAUAUUCACAAUGGGCUAUCUUUUAGCAGGUUAUUAUAUGACUGGCACAGAAACAUAUGAUAUUAAAUGGAGUAUGCCACAGUGUGUACUCACUCUACGGUUAAUAGGUUUAGCAUUUGAUCUCUUUGAUGGGAAGAAGUUAGAAGAAGAACUCUCCCAAGAACAGAAGAAGAAAGCUCUGUCCAAGAUACCAUCUCUGCUUGAGGUUGCUGGUUACACGUAUUUUCCAGCAAGUUUCCUGGUUGGCCCGCAGUUUUCCAUGAGAAGAUACUUAGACUUUGUUGCUGGAAUUUUCAGAGAUGAAGUAGAGACAUUCCAGACUGACGAACUGCCUAAUUGUUUAGUACCAGGAUUGAAGCGAGGAGGUCUUGGUUUUGUGUAUCUUGGCCUGUACCAAGUUGGAAUAUUAUUCUUUCCUGAUUCUUACUUACUGGGUAAAGAGUUUCAGGAACUACCAUUCUGGAAGCGAUGUUUAACAUUGGGUUUGUGGGGCAAGAUAACAUUAUACAAGUAUAUUUCUUGCUGGCUCAUCUCGGAGGGUGUGUGCAUUACAGCAGGUCUGACAUACAAUGGCAAGGACUCGUCAGGCAAAAGUCGGUGGGAUGGCUGUGCCAAUGUUAAACUUCGAGUCUUCGAGGGAGCCACUAAAUUUGGCCAUUUCAUCACCUCAUUCAACAUCAAUACCAACAACUGGGUGGCGCAAUACGUAUACAAACGCCUGAAGUUCCUUGGCAACCGCUAUAUCUCGCAGGCAGCGGCACUUGUGUUCCUUGCAGUCUGGCAUGGUCUGCAUUCUGGGUACUACAUGUGCUUCUUGCUUGAAUUUGUUAUUAUGAAACUUGAGAAAGAUUUGGAGGCAAUGCUUGAACAAAGUGAAAUUAAAGAAUUUCUCAGGCAUGGUGUACUUCGCCCUCUCACAUGGUUGGUGCUGAAGCUGUACACAUUUGUGUUCAUGGGAUAUUGUCUGGUUCCAUUUGUUCUGCUGUCAUAUCCACGCUGGAACCAUGUGUACAUGUCUGUUUACUAUUUUGGUCAUUUUGUAUUCUUCCCUUGGCCACUUUACUCACCAUUUGUGAAGAAACUGCUGAAAUUGUGGAAGCUAAGAAGAUCUCACCGAGAGUGAAAGUAUAUAGCAGCAUGAUCCUGAAGGUAUGGAUGCCAUACAUACUAGAAAAUACAGUGUGUUUACUUUUAUAACAGUACCUGGACUCAUUUGAGGAUUUCAUUAACCUCUGCAACCCAGGACCUGUUGUUUAUAUGAUUAUUGUUGUUCUUUAAAAUUAAGUGUGAUCUACCCCACUGAUUUUAAUCUUUAGACUUGUCACGUAAACCACGUCAAACACUAGACACUGCCAGUAUUAUAUCUUUAUAUUAUUUUUUUGUUAUCUGUUUGCAAAAAUACUGCAUUAUACAUUGUACAACAAAGUGGCCAACAGAAAAUUACAAAUACAAUGACCUGUGGUUGGCAUACAGCCCGUGACAUAGCAGUCAGUCUCUUGCUGGUUGUGUUAAUUUCAUUACACUCAUAUCUGAGGGUACCUGGGUUAUGCUCAAAAAGUGGUCUUUCAUAAGUUGGAUAGGUUGUGUUUUGUGAUAUCCCAUUUACGUACGUCAAUUUAGACAUGUGAUCAGUGAUUAGUGAUGUGGGUAUAUAGGUAUUAUUGGCCACCUUACGUACAGGAGUGUAAAACUGUUUCAGAACCUAAUGUUCAGGGAAACAGUAAUAACCAAAUAAGUAUAUCUUGGCAAGCAUUCUUGAUUCUUUCAAAUUGGGUCAUAGUGUAUUUACAUCGUUUUACCCUUGAUUAAGGUUAUCACUAACAUGAAGAAUAGAGUACUGUUUAAAAUAAAUACACUGUACAGAGUUUAGAUUGCUAGAAUAUGAAAUUAAGUAUGUGUAGAUGGAUUUUUACACCACUCAUGUAGAUGACAUGAAAGGAGACCAGUAACAGUUCACUUGCAUAAAACAGGAUAUGAGAUACAUACAUGGUAUGUAACAUGAGGUUAUUGUAAAUUGGAUCAGAAAGAACAUUAAAAUUAUCAGCAGUAAAUGGUGUUACAUCCCCAAAUAGUGUACAAAAGUGUUUUAUCACCUAAAAUUUUGUUGUUUUAAAUUUUGUUGUUGUAAUUUUACAAAUAUGUAUUUGCUUGCCACAUUUAUUUCUCAAUACUGCUGGUAAUAAUUUUUUUAAACAAGUAUGGGGUUUAAUUUAACCUACUUUCUUUUGUGUUAAUUCUGCAAAAUGUUCAGCGUAUUUACUUCUAAACAUGUUCCCAAGAACACGAGGCUGUUUUAAAGUCGAUGUGGGUGCACUCAACUCUGUACUGUACUGAAUGAUUAGCUGGUAAAUUGAGUGAAGGAUAGCUUGUAUUGCUGACUACAUAGACUUCAUGUAGAAAGCAACUGAGCGGUACUACUGCGUGUCCUAUAAGGCUGUGGUGCGCAAACCCUUUUUUACCCAUGACCUCACAUUUUAACAACUUUUCUUAUGUGACCCCACCCUAUUUAUGUUUAUAUCUUUGAAAGAAAAAAGUAAAAAUGUCAGUACACAACGUGAGUUUGGAUCUUGGGUGUCAAUUAUUAUCUUUACUGAAAUAAUUACAAAUAUUUUUAGAUGUUGGUGUUUAUUCAGAUUCUUCAAAUGAAAGAAACAAUAAUUAAUAAAAAAAAUUUAGCUUGGAUCCUGGGCAUUGUGCUUUCCAGUCUUGUACUAAUGGAUGAAAUUGCUCUUUAAAAUAUACCUCCACAUGAAGUCUGGAAUACUGCCCAUGCCUUUAUGAAGUUCACCAUACUGAUACAUGUUUUAGUAUUUCAUUGGCAUGAAAUGAACAUCAGAAAUCCAGUCAUUGAACAUAAACAAUGAAACAACCAAAGCAAGGUUGCUUUGUGUACAUAUGACCAAUUGAAUGAACCCAUGUAAAAGUACUUCUUAUUCUUGCCAAUUGCUGUUUUUAAAAUUUAGUGGCAGAUUUGUAUUUUCUGAUUUUUUUAAUUGUUAGUUGAUCUUGGUAUGGUAUAAAUGGUUAUUAGUAACAUGUCAGUUGACAUAGAUAAACUUAUACAGUAUUAAAUUGGUAUAUAAAUAAAUCACUCAGUUUCUUUGUAGCAUAACAACAGUGAUACACAAGCCUGCCAAAAAUGAAGCAUCAAUAUAAAUAGCAGGCACUGGAGCAAGUAAUAUGUUUCUCAAACUUAUUGCCCAACACUAGUGGUGUGCAAAUUUAUACUCAAUUGUUAGGUUGACAGUCUGUCUGCACAACAGUUUUGUUUAUAGUUUCAGUGUUUGUUAAGAAUCUACUACAUGUUUUUACCUUAACUGGUCAUCUUUCAGGUGGUUCUCUUUAAGUGUUUGAAACUAGUAGAUAUGACUGCUAAAUUCUGUACUUAUUUUGUGUAGUUGAACUGCAGAGUUCAACUAUAUCUUUUCACUAGUAACUGCUUGUACAUUGUCUGCUCUACUUAAAUAGGUAAGCUGCUUAAGACACAGUCCAUUAUGUGGUGAAGUCAACAACAGAAGAUAUGUGUACAAUUUAGCAUUAUAUAUAUUAGUUUCAAACUCUCAAAGAAACCCACCUGAAGAUGACAGUUAAGGUUGAAACAUGUAGUGGGUUCUUAAUGUACAUAGAUACUAUUAUCAAAAAUUGUUGUGUAGAUCAGUGGUAUUUAACCUUUUUUGUUCACGUACCCCCAGAUAUA